GCAUUAGGAUGGUGAACGAUGGAGAUGAUAAAGUUGAAGGGCUGUUGAGCCCCAAGUUCCGAUCGGUGGCUGCUAUGGCUGGCUGGGAUGAAGAGGCUCUUCUCAUGGCCAGUCUUGUUGUCGAAGACACACCCGAUCGCCUUCCUAAACAAAAGAAACGUUCUGAUUUGCUGCAUUUCAAGACUCCCCCAACAAAUUCUAGAAGGAAAAGAAGGGCUCAGAAAAGGAGCCCUGCAUCCAUAACUGCAACUGUUCUUGAUCUCGACGACCAAGACACUGCAAAGCAAGAAAGCGAGAAAAAGGAGGCGGAAUCAACAUCCAUUGAGAAAUUAGACAAGAAAGGAGAUGAGGCAUUGGAAGAACAGGGUUGUUCUGUUGUUACAUCUUCUACUAAGAAUAUAGAACCAGAAUCAAUUGAGAAAGCAGACACUAAAGUAGCUGAAGCAUCGGAGGAACAGGGGUGUUCUGUUUCUUCUUCUUCUUCUGCAGCAUUUCCCUCCAUUGAUCGACUUCGUGAAGAGCUUUCUUGUGCUAUUUGUUUGGAGAUCUGUUUCGAACCGAGUACCACUCCUUGUGGUCACAGUUUUUGUAAGAAGUGUUUGCGAUCUGCUGCUGAUAAAUGUGGAAAGAAAUGUCCCAAGUGCAGGCAGCUUAUCAGCAAUGGUAGAUCAUGCACUGUAAAUACUGUACUUUGGAAUACAAUUCAACUGUUGUUUCCCAAAGAAGUAGAAACAAGAAAAGCAGCUGCAGAUUUGAGUAGUAGAGAAGCUAAACGUCAAAGUCCAGUAAGAGCUGUUGCUACUCAUUCUAACAUCACUAGCAGCAGAACGACAAGAGUCCUGCUACUUAACAGUCCAGAAUCUGGUCCUAGUAGUCAAGAAAUUAGGAAUUCUCGCGCCAUGAGAAGACAAAGUGCCCGAGCUUCCGUAAUGCCAAGCAGAAAUCGAGACAUUAGCACGAGGGGGGAGUUACCAAGCCAGGAUGGGGAUGCUGCAUUGGCGCUAAGAAUGCAGAGAGAGGAGUUCAUGGAAUCCUUCAGGACAAGAAGUUCUGCUGAUGAGCAGUACAGGAGCUCUCUUGCUCUAGCCAGAGCAAAUUUGAGGGCCAUGGCAUCAAGAGCCAUUAACAUUCGUGUUAGAGGAGGCCGUGGCUCAUAAAUUUGUUUACGGAAUUGUGUUUUGUGU
Solanum verrucosum is the source of this 1184-nucleotide messenger RNA. RefSeq names its product putative E3 ubiquitin-protein ligase RING1a. The record is from RefSeq and is a predicted model, not a curated record. The coding region runs from base 9 to 1157 and encodes 382 amino acids. Gene Ontology annotation, biological process: double-strand break repair. Gene Ontology annotation, cellular component: nucleus; site of double-strand break. The transcript has 6 exons. Gene Ontology annotation, molecular function: nucleosome binding; metal ion binding; ubiquitin-protein transferase activity. NCBI's taxonomy places the organism in Eukaryota, Viridiplantae, Streptophyta, Magnoliopsida, Solanales, Solanaceae.